GUAACCGAAAAAAAAAGAAAAGAAAAGUAGAGGCAACCAAACCAACGCCCUUCGCAAGCAGCAGCAGCAGCAGAGGUUGCCUACGCUACGAAGUACGAACACACCGAAUCACAAGCACACAGCGCACACGCAACCUGAUCGCAACAAGAAACAACACUCUCUCAGAGCCUCACGCACUGCUUCGGCCAACGCUCAAGUUCAACGCCUAACUGCGAAGCCGAUCCUCUCACCGCCAGUAGCAUGGACGACGCUGGUUCUACUUCUUCACCGUCUGAUCAGCGUGCCUCUUCUGGGGCUGAUGAUGAUCGGGUUGAAUCGGGUGCUGGAGCUCUGAAGUCAGACAAGGACCCUAGGAAGGUCGCCAGAAAGUAUCAAUUGGAGCUAUGCAAGAGAGCUUUAGAGGAGAAUAUAAUUGUAUAUCUAGGGACUGGUUGUGGGAAGACCCACAUAGCGGUCUUGCUUAUAUACGAGUUGGGCCACUUGAUACGCAAACCUGAAAAGAACAAAUGCAUAUUUCUUGCGCCCACAGUGGCUCUGGUUCAACAGCAAGCCAGAGUUAUAGAAGAUUCCCUUGAUUUCAAGGUUGGGAUCUAUUGUGGAAGCUCUAACCAAUUUAAGAAUCAUCGAGAUUGGGAGAAAGAGAUGGAACAAUAUGAGGUUCUUGUUAUGACCCCUGAAAUACUGCUACGUAACUUAUAUCACUGUUUCAUUAAGAUGGAGUCAAUUGCAUUGUUGAUUUUUGAUGAGUGUCAUCACGCUCAAGUCCAAAGCAACCAUCCCUAUGCAGAAAUUAUGAAAUUGUUCUACAAAACUGAUGACACCAAACUUCCCCGUAUAUUUGGCAUGACUGCGUCUCCAGUUGUAGGGAAAGGUGCUUCGAGUCAAGCAAAUUUAUCAAAAAGCAUCAAUAGUCUUGAAAGUUUACUUGAUGCUAAGGUUUAUACAGUUGAAGAUAAGGAAGAAUUAGAUUAUUUUGUCUCUUCUCCUGUUAUCAUGGUGUACGAUUAUGGUCCUGUUAUAAGGAACACGUCCAGUCACUAUACCUCUUAUUGUACUAAGCUUGAGCAGAUCAAACGGCAGUGUAUAGAAGAACUUAGUAAGAAGACGAAUGACUACCAAAGUCUAAGAAGUGCAAAGAAACUGUUGAACAGAAUGCAUGAUAGUAUACUAUUUUGCUUGGAAAGUCUUGGCCUUUGGGGAGCAUUGAAAGCUAGUCAUAUUCUUCUGAAUGGCGACCACUUUGAACGGAAUGAACUAAUGGAGGAGGAAGGAAAUAAUGGUGAUGAUACUGUAUGUGUUAAUUAUCUGACUCAGGCUGACGAUAUCCUUGCUACUGACUGUUUGAGAGAUGCCAUUGCAGCUGAUCUAUCUUGUGUAGAGAUUUUAAAGGAACCAUUUUUCUCAAGAAAGCUCUUACGUCUGAUUGGAAUUCUUUCAUCCUUCAGGUUGCAACAAAAUAUGAAAUGCAUAAUUUUUGUAAAUAGGAUUGUUACUGCGAGUUCCUUGUCAUACAUACUACAACGCCUAAAGUUUCUUGCAUCUUGGAAGUGUGAUUUCCUUGUAGGAGUCCACUCUAGAUUGAUGAGUAUGUCAAGGAAGAAGAUGAACAUCAUUCUUGAUAAGUUCCGAUCUGGAGAGUUGAAUCUAUUGAUUGCAACUAAAGUUGGUGAAGAAGGACUAGAUAUUCAGACUUGCUGCCUUGUGAUACGAUUUGAUCUUCCAGAAACUGUUGCUAGCUUUAUACAAUCACGAGGUCGUGCACGGAUGCCUCAAUCUGAAUAUGCAUUUUUGGUAAACAGUGGCAACCAGAAGGAGUUAGAUUUAAUAGAAAAGUUCAGAAAAGAUGAAGAUAAAAUGAACAUGGAAAUUGCUAUCAGAACAUCCAGCGAGACAUUUAUUGGUUCAGAGGAUAGGAUUUAUAAAGUCGAUUCAUCUGGUGCUUCCAUCAGUUCUGGAUAUAGCAUCUCGUUAUUACACCAGUAUUGCUCAAAGCUUCCACGUGAUGAGUACUUUGACCCCAAUCCAAAAUUCUUUUUUCUUGAUGAUUUAGGGGGAACUGUUUGUCAUAUAAUUUUACCUUCCAAUGCUCCAAUUCAUCAAAUUGUCAGUACACAACAAUCUUCAAUGGAAGAUGCCAAAAAGGAUGCUUGUCUAAAAGCCAUUGAAGAAUUGCAUAAAUUGGGUGCCUUAAGUGACUAUCUCUUACCACAGCAAAGCAAUCCAAAUGUGGAGGAGUUGAUGCUAGACUCUUCUGAUUCUGACAGUACCGAAGAUGAGGAUUCACGAGCAGAACUGCAUGAAAUGCUAGUUCCUGCUGCUCUAAAAGAGCCAUGGAGUAAUUUGGAGGAUCAUGUUUCCCUCAGCUCGUAUUAUCUAAAAUUUAACCCUGUUCCUGAGGAUAGGAUCUAUAAAAGCUUCUGUCUAUUUGUCAAGGCACCCCUACCAGUAGAAGCUGAAACAAUGGAACUUGAUCUUCAUCUGGCUCAUAGUAGAUCUGUUAUGACUGAGUUAGUCCCAUCUGGAUUUGCAGAAUUUGGCAAAGAUGAGAUAUUGCUGGCACAAAAUUUUCAAGAAAUGUUCCUCAAGCUUGUUCUUGACCGGACAGAAUUUGUUUCUGAGUUUGUUCCAUUGGGAAAGCAUGAUUUUAGUCGAUCAAGCUCAUCUACAUUCUACCUGUUGCUUCCUGUAAUUUUGGGUAACAAUUAUAAGAUAGCAAGCAUAGAUUGGAGGACUAUCAAAAAAUGUUUAUCAUCUCCAGUUUUCAGGGCUCCAGGAGAUGCUUUGGGCAGGAAAAGUCAUCCUUCGGAUAUACGACUUGCAUCAGGUUUCAAAAGCAUAAGUGAUGUUAAGAAUAGUUUAGUCUAUGCCCCAUAUAAGAGUACAUUUUAUUUCAUCACUGAUGUUGUUCAAGAAAGGAAUGCCUACAGCCCAUAUAAAGACUCAGGCACUUUAAGCUAUGUGGAUCAUUUAAUUAAAAAGUUUCACAUUCAUCUUAAAUACCCUGAGCAACAGCUUCUGCAUGCCAAACCACUUUUCUGUUUGCACAAUUUGCUACACAACCGAAAGCAAGAAGAUUCAGGACCUCAACAACUAGAUGAGUAUUUUAUUGACUUGCCUCCUGAGCUUUGCGAGUUGAAGGUAUUAGGCUUUUCAAAAGAUAUCGGGAGUUCAAUAUCUUUGUUACCAUCAAUCAUGCACCGUCUAGAAAACUUGCUUGUUGCCAUCGAACUGAAGCAUGUAUUAUCUGUUUCUUUCCCGGAGGGAGCUGAGGUUACUGCUGAGAGAGUUCUAGAAGCACUCACAACGGAGAAGUGCCAGGAGCGAUUUUCCCUUGAAAGGCUUGAAAUACUUGGUGAUGCUUUCCUCAAGUUUGCAGUUGGACGACACUUUUUCCUUUUGCACAAUUCCCUUGAUGAAGGUGGACUAACAAGGAAACGUUCUAAUGUGGUAAACAAUUCCAAUUUAUUCAAGCUAGCCACAAGAAGCAACUUGCAGGUAUACAUACGGGAUCAGUCAUUUGAACCCUCUCAGUUCUUUGCUUUAGGCCGUCCUUGCCCAAGAAUUUGUGGGAAGGAGACAAUAGGAGCUAUUGAUUCUCAAGGUUUAUGUAGUGUAAAUCACACAAAUUCUAGUGAGGUCAGAUGUAGUAAGGGUCACCAUUGGUUGUAUAAGAAAACCAUUGCUGAUGUUGUUGAAUCCCUUAUUGGAGCAUUCGUAGUUGACAGUGGCUUUAAAGCUGCAACUGCAUUUCUUAGAUGGAUUGGCAUACAAGUAGACUUUGAACCAUCACAAGUUACCGAAGUAUGCAUAGCAAGCACUAGAUACAUCCCACUAUCUGCUUGCAUGGACAUUGCUGCCCUUGAAAAUUCAUUAGGGUAUCAGUUUGUCCACAAAGGUUUGCUCUUACAGGCAUUUGUACAUCCUUCUUACAACAAGCAUGGAGGAGGCUGCUAUCAGAGAUUGGAGUUUCUUGGAGAUGCCGUCUUGGAUUACUUGAUCACCUCAUACCUGUAUUCAGUUUAUCCAAAGUUGAAGCCUGGUCAAUUGACAGAUUUGAGAUCAGUAUCUGUGAAUAAUAAAGCCUUUGCUAAUGUUGCAGUAGAUCGGUCCUUCCACAAAUUUCUAAUCUGUGAUUCCAGUAGCCUUUCAGAGGCUAUAAAAGUUUAUGUGGACUUCAUUGACACCCCUGCAUCAGAAAGGGGUCUUCUUGAUGGGCCAAAAUGUCCAAAGGCUCUGGGCGACUUGGUGGAGUCCUGUCUGGGUGCAAUUCUUCUUGAUACAGGGUUCAAUUUGAAUCGUGUUUGGGAGAUAAUGUUAUCCUUUCUGAAACCAAUCAUGAGCUUUUCCAGCUUGCAGCUUAGUCCUAUUAGGGAACUACGGGAACUUUGCCAGGCUCAUACAUGGGAUCUUCGGUUUUUACCAUCAAAGAAGGGUAAAACAUAUUCAAUUCAGGCAACAGUGGAGGGGAAUAAUGUUUGUGCAACUGCUUCCUCAACUGGCUUGAACAAAAAGGAUGCUAUUAGAAUUUGUGCAAAACUGAUUUUCGCCAAGUUGAAGGCUCAAGGAAAUAUACCCAAGACAAAAUCUUUGGAGGAAGUCUUAAAGUCAAGCAAUGAGAUGGAAGCUAAACUUAUCGGAUAUGACGAGACACCAAUAGAUGUUGUGCUUCCUGAUGUGAUUGGAUUUGACAAAUUAAAUGUACAAGAACCUAGCCGCAGAAAUUUUAAUUCCAAAAUGCAUAUCAAAGAAGAAAGAAAUGGUGACUCCUCCUGCAUUAAACCUGUACUGCAACCCCCACCUUCAUUUGAAGCAGUCAAAAUACAACCAAGUGAGACCAGGGGAAAUCCCAGCUGUGAUGCUAACUCACAAGCCAGAGGUGGGUCACACGAAGCAACAGCAAGAGCUCGUUUGUAUGAAAUCUGUGCUGCUAACUAUUGGGAACCGCCUUUGUUUGAAUGCUGCAAUGAAGAAGGACCAAGCCACUUAAAAUUGUUCACCUUCAAGGUUGUAGUAAAGAUAGAAGAAGCUCCAAAUAUGAUAUUAGAGUGUUUUGGAUCACCUCAUGGGAACAAGAAGGCAGCAGCAGAGCAUGCAGCAGAAGGGGCACUUUGGUACUUGAGAAACGGAGGGUACAUAAGUAGUAGUGACUAAAAUGGUCACAAUCUUUUGCCCUGGAGACUGGAACCCAGAGAACAAUUUUUGUUUUUGUUGAUGAUUGUGAGUUGUGUGCUGAACACGAAGAUAGAUGCCUGAUUCUAGAAAAAGUGCAUGUGUGCGUCUAUAUAUGCAUAUGUGAAAAUGUUCUUCUGCCAAUCAAUAUGGCACGUUAUGUUGUCAAAUUGUCAAUCUUAAUCAUUAAUUAUGUGAAAUUAAUGAUUCAGAUUGACAACGUGACAACACAACGAGCCACAGUGUUUGGCAAGAGAACAUUUUCAUACAUAUAUAGCGAGAACAUUUUCAUACAUAUACCACAUUUUCAUAUAUAUAGAACGUUUCCAUACACUCGACAAGAGAACAUUUGUACAAACAUAUAUUCAUAUCUACAUGCAUACACGUAUGCUAAUUAUGAGU
Prunus avium (sweet cherry) is the source of this 5571-nucleotide messenger RNA. RefSeq names its product dicer-like 4 (gene DCL4). Gene Ontology annotation, biological process: siRNA processing. The record is from RefSeq and is a predicted model, not a curated record. Gene Ontology annotation, cellular component: cytoplasm; nucleus. Gene Ontology annotation, molecular function: ATP binding; RNA binding; protein binding. NCBI's taxonomy places the organism in Eukaryota, Viridiplantae, Streptophyta, Magnoliopsida, Rosales, Rosaceae.